Messenger RNA from Pristis pectinata (smalltooth sawfish), 2162 nucleotides. It is a transcript of the gene aldocb, whose product is annotated as aldolase C, fructose-bisphosphate, b. The coding region runs from base 315 to 1409 and encodes 364 amino acids. The transcript has 10 exons. Gene Ontology annotation, molecular function: fructose-bisphosphate aldolase activity. The record is from RefSeq and is a predicted model, not a curated record. NCBI's taxonomy places the organism in Eukaryota, Metazoa, Chordata, Chondrichthyes, Rhinopristiformes, Pristidae. Gene Ontology annotation, cellular component: cytosol. Gene Ontology annotation, biological process: fructose 1,6-bisphosphate metabolic process; glycolytic process.
UAUUAACCGGGGCGGAGAGUGGGGAAACGCAUUCAGGGCACCGGCGGCCCGGGACACGGAGCGGAGCGGGGAGCUCGGCCACAGGGAGCGGCGUCUGUUCUGACAUCUGGAUCCUCUCCAGAUUUCGCUGCUUCAUGAUUGGCCGCCAGUGGCUUCAGCUCCAUGGUUCCAACCUCUGGAAUCUCCUGCCUGAAGCUCCGCUACUGUUGUUGCUCCUUUUCAGAUGGUCUUUGAAACCUACAACCACCUACACCAUAUCCCUCCUGUAGGGUGGGGUAAUCUUCCUCGUUGGGCACACAGCCUUUGGUUAGAAGAUGACGCACCAGGCUCCAGCACUCACUCCUGAGCAGAAGAAGGAGUUAAAUGAGAUCGCCCUGCAGAUUGUUUCACCCGGAAAGGGCAUCUUGGCUGCCGAUGAAUCUGUGGGGAGUAUGUCCAAGCGCCUGACCCAAAUCGGUGUGGAGAAUACCGAGGAAAACCGCCGUCUCUACCGGCAGAUCCUGAUGACAGCUGAUGACCGGGUCAAAAACUAUAUUGGGGGCAUUAUCUUCUUCCACGAGACUCUGUACCAGAAUGCUGAUGACGGGACACCCUUUAUUAACAUUGUCAAAGAGAAGAACAUUCUGGCUGGGAUCAAGGUUGAUAAAGGUGUUGUCCCCUUGGCUGGAACCAACGGAGAGACCACCACUCAAGGCUUGGAUGGAUUAGCAGAGCGUUGUGCUCAGUACAAGAAGGACGGAGCGGACUUUGCAAAGUGGCGUUGUGUACUGAAAAUCAGUGCGACAACCCCAUCUGCACUCGCUGUCAUGGAGAAUGCUAAUGUUUUGGCCCGUUAUGCGAGCAUCUGCCAGCAGAAUGGCAUAGUUCCCAUUGUGGAGCCCGAGAUCCUACCCGACGGUGACCAUGAUCUGAAGCGAUGCCAGUACGUCACAGAGAAGGUGUUGGGGGCUGUCUAUAAAGCACUAAGCGAUCACCAUAUAUACCUGGAAGGUACUUUGCUGAAGCCCAACAUGGUGACUCCUGGCCAUUCUUGCCCUACCAAGUACAGUCCUGAGGAGAUUGCCACUGCAACUGUCACUGCACUGAGGCGCACUGUCCCACCUGCUGUUCCAGGAAUCACAUUCUUAUCUGGAGGGCAGAGUGAGGAGGAAGCCACCAUCAACCUCAAUGCUAUCAAUAAGUGCCCACUGCCAAAACCAUGGGCACUGACUUUCUCGUAUGGCCGAGCUCUGCAGGCCUCUGCACUGAAUGCCUGGCGUGGGGAGAAAGAGAACAUGCAGGCUGCACAGGAUGAGUUCAUGAAGCGUGCUGAGGUUAACAGCUUGGCCUCCCUUGGACAGUAUGAACCAAGCAGUGACAGUGAAGGUGCAGCCAGCCAGUCUCUCUACAUAGAAAAUCAUGCUUACUGAAAGGAAACAAGUAAUAAAGUCAAUGACAAAAAAUUCUCCAAUAGGCUUCUUGUAAUCAGCUGACCCACAGCCUCUGCUGCCUUGUACAUCGUGCUUUCACUGCCUGCAUUGUUUAACUGUGUAGCUGUGAUUUAAGCUUAAGAGUACGGUCAACACUACUCCCUCUCCCUCCAACCCCAAAAACCAAUCAAGCUUCAUUUUGUUUCAGUUUACAAUACCCACUACCAGAUGUAUUGUGACCUUUCAAUAUAAAUGAACAGAUCCUUUUAUUGGAUGUACUGCAACCUCCGAUAUAAAUAGUGUUUCACUGCUUCCCUGAAAGACUUAAACCUUGUUAUGUUAGCUGCCUUGCCUUUUAAUCACCUAGGCUUGUGAUGAACAACCAAUAUUUCUGAUAAUCACUUGUAGAUCAGAUAUUCACUGCAGUUUGCCGUGUCAUAACGUGAAGAUGUAACUGUAGCUUGUCAAGUGAGUUCACAAGAGGUGGCUGUACACUUGAAUAUUUAACACUCAUUAUUGCUAAUAUAUACAUACACCACAAACUGAAAUUGGUCCCGGACAGUGCUCACUGUGUUCUCUCUCUGCACAGCAGAGGAUGCGCUGUUUGUGUAUUUUGUGUGGUAUGAGUACAUGGCUGUAGAUGCAAUUAUGUGGGAGCAUUGAGUGUUGUGUUUAAAAGUAUUUUGUUAUAUAUAACUGUACUGACUCUACAUCUACUAAUAGUUACAAUAAACAGAGGGGGAAAAAACCCUA